AUGUCUCCUAAUCGAAUAGAACUGUUACCCAUUGAAUUAUUCUAUAUUAUUUUUACUUAUCUUUUGCCACAUGAACUUAUCUAUGCAUUUUCUCAUUUGAAUCAUUAUUUUGACAUUAUCUUAGUCAGUUAUAAUGGAUAUGUAUUCAAUUUUUGUUCAAUUCUUAAAUCUCAAUACGAUAUUACAUGUCAUCAUAUUCGACCAGAUCAAGUCAUGUCUCUGACACUCUCAGACGAUGAUGAAACACCAAAUCAAUCGAAACUUUUUUUUUCUCAUUUCAACAUCGAACAAUUUAUUAAUCUUCGUGCAUUCAAUAUGAGUUCAAUCAAUAGUAAUACAUACGAGCAACUAUAUAAUUUACAGAAACUUAAAAAUUUAUCAUCACUUGAGUUACCUCGACUUUUUCAACCGUCUUACAUUGCUUUUGAUUCUAUUAUUCGAGAAUUACUUUCUCGAUUAUAUCGACUAACAGCUUACAAUACGUAUUAUCUUCUUGAUCAAUCAUUACCUUGUCUUCGUCAUUUAACUCUUAAACAAUGUAAUUGUGAACAAUUCUCAAUUUUACUAAAUCGAAUUCCUCAUCUUCAUUCAUUGAAUAUAAUACUUUCGAUUGAUAUUCAUACAGAUUGGUCAAAUUAUACAACAAAAUUAAUUCAUUUAAAACGAUUAAUACUGACUUUAAAUGGUGAAAAAGUAACAAUGAUACAAAUGAAACAAUUUCUAUCUAAAUUACCUAAUCUAACACAUUUUCAAUUCUCAACACAAGGUGAUAUAGAUCUUCUUGAAGGUCAACAAUGGGAAUUACUUGUUUCACAUUUAAUUAUAUUCGAUUUUCAUAUUCGUUUACUUUGUUCAUCAUUUCAAUUUUCCAUAAAAACUAUUCUUAACUCAUUUCGUUCAUCAUUUUGGCUUGAAGAUAAACGAUGGUUUGUUGCUUGUGAUGGUUUACGUUUGGAGAAUAUUUUCACUAUACCUUGUUUCGUUUCAAACAUUGUUACAUAUCCUUAUGUAAAUUGGCCACCAUUAUGUACAUCAUCUGAUUUCAAUUUCGAUCCAUAUAUCAAAUGUCUUCAAUUGUCAUUACUCAAUCCAGUUCCUCAUCGUUUCACUAAUAUAACAUCAAUUGUGAUCAAUACAGAUGAAAUUCUUACUGAUCUUGGAUUAUUAGGAUUCGUUAAUCUUGUUGAACAUAUGCCUUACUUGAAUACUAUUACGCUUCGAGAUCUGUCCGUAUUGAAUUUUGUUCCAAAUAAUGUUACAUUUACAAACAUACGCAAUUUAUAUGUACGCCAUGUGUAUAAUAGAGACAUAAGUCAACUAACUCGAUUAUGUACAAUUUUUUCUCGACUUGAACGUUUGCAUAUGAAAUUAAUUUCAUGGGAAGAAUUGUUUUUCUUAAUUGAUCAAUUGAAAUAUCUAUCAAUUGCCAAAUUCAAAUUCUAUUAUUUAUCAUCUUUUGUAAGAGAUUCAUAUCAAUCAUCAUCCAUGAUAUAUGAUCGACUUAUCAAGAAUUCUCGACGUUUGCAAGCGAACAAUAAUUUUACAUACCAAUAUAUGAACAAUCAAAUUCAUUUAUGGAUGAAUCAAGAAAAAGUAAAAUUAUUUUUGAAUAAGGAAAAAAUUGUUCUAGGCGGAUAUAUCAGACAUGAAUUCUAUUUGUGUUGUCAAUUUCGUUUUCAAUCGAGAAUUGAAGCAACAAUUGCCUUAGUAUGUAGAAAAUAUAAUCACAAUGGAUAUGAGAAUUCAGUUGAAUUUGGAAUCGCUUAUAUUUCGGUAGAAAUUAGAUUUUAUCAAAAUCGAUCAUUCAAGGAAAGCACAAAACGAUUCGCUGGAAAGCAGAAAUAUUCAUUAUAG
This is a messenger RNA of Rotaria sp. Silwood2, 1854 nucleotides long. The record is from the annotation of a GenBank genome assembly. NCBI's taxonomy places the organism in Eukaryota, Metazoa, Rotifera, Eurotatoria, Philodinida, Philodinidae.